Molecule: messenger RNA, 1507 nt
Organism: Darwinula stevensoni
Lineage: Eukaryota; Metazoa; Arthropoda; Ostracoda; Podocopida; Darwinulidae
Source: the annotation of a GenBank genome assembly
CAGAACCAGGAAAAUGGCCGGGAAGAAGUCCUCCCUCGUGGCCGCGAUGGCGAUCCUGGCCUCCUUCCUCGAGUCCGCCCAUUGCGUCCUCGUGGCCCACUACUACCUCCUCACCGUCGUCGCCCUCGACACCUCCGCCUAUGGAACCAUUCGAAGCUGCACCAUCGACGAGGAUAGAACACUGGCAGCAAGAAAUUCGCAUUUGGGCGCCCUGACGGCUCGAGGAUUCGCGACGGUCGCCGUGGACUUCUUCACGCUUCUGCAGGAUAUCGACGCUUGCAGUCGAGCCACCCCCGGGGAAGUCGACUGGGUGAAAGACAGGACCAGCUUAUUCAGGGGAAUCGAGCCAGGGACUCGUUGGUGUGGAGCUGGGACCACCGCAAACUACUUCGACCAGCUCGGGACAGACACCGCGGUCGAUCGCUGCUGUCGAGCUCACGAUUUCUGCCCCAUUUACGUCGAAAAGGGAACGGCCGCGUUCGGCGUCUACAACUCCAACGGCUUUACCAUAUCUCACUGCGACUGCGACAGGAAACUGCGGGAAUGCCUGAGGAGAGUGGGGUCUCCGAAGGCGUUUCAAACGACGAAGAAGCUCUUCGAGAUCCUCCAGGCGCCGUGCGUGGAGUUCAGGAGAGGAUCGGACAGCACUGGAGGAUGCGACUUGGAGGACUACGGGUGUCAGGCGGCUCGCAUUGCUCUCAUUCGAUGCGACGCGCCGUAUUCCAAUUCCCAGUGCUUCUGGCGGGGCGUUGUGGGUGACUUUGAUGAGAAUCCAAAUUAUCCUGAACAGAAGGUGGUGACUGUGGGUCAAUUUCGUAUAGGCCUGGUCCAUGGCCACCAAGUCAUUCCUUGGGGAGAUGUAGAGGCCCUUGCAAUGCUUCAGUGGCAACUAGAUGUUGACAUAAUCAUCUCAGGCCACACCCACAAAUUUGAGGCUUAUGAACACGAGAACAAGUUCUUCAUCAAUCCAGGAUCUGCCACAGGGGCAUACAAUGCUUUGGAGAGGAAGGUGAUCCCAUCCUUUGUCUUGAUGGACAUCCAGAGUUCUACUGUGGUGACCUAUGUGUACCAGCUCAUUGAUGAUGAAGUCAAAGUUGAGAGGAUUGAAUACAAAAAAUCAUAAUUUAAACCAAAGAUGUGAUUUCCAUCACUGAGACUUAUCGCUAUAACCUUAAGGGGAUCAAUAUGAAAAUAAAUAUCCCACGAGGUUUCACUUUAUUAUGAACUCAAGGCAAGCAAGUUUAUGAGUUUUUGUGCCCAUUUUUUGAAGAUGUGAGAAGGUUUUAUAUGAAAAUGGGAAGAUUGUUACAGAUGGUGACUUGAAGCAGUGUUGUCAGUGUUAGCCCAAUGCAGUUUUUCUGGCUGAGUCCUUGCCCAGCUUGAAGCCAUAUGUGUUUUCCAUAUUGAUUGUGAAAUCAUUUUCUCAAUGAUAUCCCAUUCCAGUUCAAUUGUUUCCUUAUCAGAUCAUGGUACUUCAUGCUAUUAUGCAAUUAUAUCUUCAUUGAAC